AUGGCCUAUCGCCCCGCCCGCGAAGGCAAUCUCCUCUCCCUCUAUAUCAACAACCGUGCUGGUGGUCUCAUCUUCCAUAGAGACUUCAGUCCUAACGCGGCCAAGCUCGACACCAACGAGCAAAUGCAGCUGGCGUCGACGUUCAGCGGACUCGCCCUCAUCAUGGGCCAGCUCGCGCCCAGCCGGCCCUCAUCCGGGAUGCAGCUGCUCGAGGCGGACGGCUUUCUGUUGCAGUCCUUCGACUCGCCCACUGGCAUCAAAUUCUUCCUCACGGCGGAGCCCGACGCCAAGGGCCUCGACCUAGUGCUGCGAGAGGUGUACACUUACUAUGCUGACUACGUGCUGAAGAACCCGUUCUACGAGAUGGACAUGCCUAUCCAGAAGGGUGGCAAGUUCUGCCAGAAACUCGAUCGGAUGGUGGCGCAGGUGCAGGAUAGAAGGUAGCACGUGGCGCACACCGGGACCGGUCCGGUACGGCUCUAGUGACAUACAUGUUGCAUGCACAUCCUGUGCAUGCACAUGUGCAUGCACAUGUGUAGAGUGCGGGUGAGUGGGCAGAGUCCAGAGAGAGCGCGUGGGUGCACGGACUCUGCUGCGUCCCGAGCACACUACCGUGCGGGACUAUGGGACUCUAGGCUCUAGCGCACUGCCGCGCUGUGCGAGAACAACUGGAGGCGCCCGCCCGUGGCCCCGACUGGCGACUCUAGCGUGUGGCGACUGGGACUGCGGAGAA
Molecule: messenger RNA, 733 nt
Organism: Emiliania huxleyi CCMP1516
Lineage: Eukaryota; Haptophyta; Isochrysidales; Noelaerhabdaceae
Product: trafficking protein particle complex subunit 4
Exons: 4
Coding region: 1-444 (147 amino acids)
Biological process (GO): endoplasmic reticulum to Golgi vesicle-mediated transport
Cellular component (GO): TRAPP complex
Source: RefSeq, a predicted model, not a curated record